AUGAAUAAACAGAAAGAUGAGUUAGUUAAUAAGAGAAGAAGGUUUAAUGAAUUAACUGAAAUGAUUAAUAAUUAUCCAACAUAUGAUAAUAGUUUAAAGGAUUUAAUAACUGAGAAAUGCCAUUUAGAAAAAGAAUAUUACAAGCUUAAAGAAACUAAAAAUAUUGCAGUUAUAAGAAAUAAAGAAUCAGAAAUCAAAUUAUCAAAACUUAAAGAAAAAUUAUUUAGUAUUAAAUCAACAAUAUUGAAUAGGGAAAAAGAUUUUGAGGGGUUAUUUGAAGAGUUAAGUAAUCUUAAGUUUAUUGAUUCACAUUCAAGAAACAACCUUGAAGAAACUGUUCAGAAAAUUAAUAAAGAUAUUGAUUUCCAGAGGGGUAGAAAAGAAAUAUUUACUUAUUUUAAGGAAAAAUUAAUUGAUAAUAAGUGUGUACUUUGUAAAAAAAAUUUAUCUGAAAAAGAAGUUGUUGCAAUUAACAAUCUAUUAAACAAAAGUAUUAAAACUUUAGAAGGAGUAAUUUCUGAAAAGAUUAGUAUGCUUGAAAAUCAAAAUAAUUUAUUAAACAGUUUUUAA
This is a messenger RNA of Hepatospora eriocheir, 570 nucleotides long. NCBI's taxonomy places the organism in Eukaryota, Fungi, Microsporidia, Hepatosporidae. The record is from the annotation of a GenBank genome assembly.